This is a messenger RNA of Colius striatus (speckled mousebird), 5300 nucleotides long. RefSeq names its product engulfment and cell motility 1 (gene ELMO1). Gene Ontology annotation, biological process: cell motility; actin filament organization. NCBI's taxonomy places the organism in Eukaryota, Metazoa, Chordata, Aves, Coliiformes, Coliidae. Bases 1928 to 4111 code for a protein of 727 amino acids. The record is from RefSeq and is a predicted model, not a curated record. The transcript has 25 exons. Gene Ontology annotation, cellular component: guanyl-nucleotide exchange factor complex; plasma membrane.
GCGCGGGGCUGCACGUCGCGGCCCCGGCCAGCAGGAGGAAGGAAGAGGAAGUGAGAGCGGCGGCGGAGAGCCGCCGAGUGCCUUUGCCCGCCCCAGGAUGGGAUAGCACCGGGGCAGCGCAGCGAGGCGGCAGCGGUGGCAGCGCGGAGCCUGGCUCCCGCGGUGGUGGGCGGCCAGGCGGCUCCGCCGGCCCCGCGGGGCGGACACGGCUCUGCCCUCUCCGGGAGAACUAAUACAGCUGUCCAGCUGUCCCCUGAGAAUGGUGUAAAGUAAACAUAAGAGUUCCUGAAAAAAAACCCCCAACACAGCAAAUUGGAGUCGUGUUCAAAUGAGCAGUUGACAAGAUCAGCCAGUUCAGUGUAAAUUCCUGGGUUUUCUCUUCUUGUGUAUUAACAUCCUCAGAAGUGCAGACAAAAUGUGACAAAAAGCUUGCUCUGCCUGACCAGAACUUCACACAGUAGAAGGCUGGUUUGCAAAAUGUCAGCAGCAACUUUGGACCUUUCAAAAGACACUGCUUUUUCUUCAUUGUUCAAGGCUUGAUAUAAAUCCAGUGACGUGGGGUACUUGAGAAUAGUAAAUAUUGUUAUGCACAAAUAAGAAUGAAUGGCUUGAAAAUUUCAUGACAAAUUACUCAUGUUGGCAUUGCAGCGUGAGGACUGUAUAAUGCUGCUAUAUGAUAGGAGACAGACAGUGAUUGUAAGUGCACCCUCGAAUAUGCAGGAUGGUCAUCUCUGGCAUUUACUUUUCCUGUAGUGGCAGCAUCUAGCAGUGGGCAGUUGUAACAUCUGAUGAUUUGAAUUGUCAAGUGAUGCCUUUACACUCAAAUCCAUAAGAAACCAACCUUUUCCUCUCCCACCCACAGCCUCAUUGACAAGUGAAACAUACUGACUUGCAAAAAGUAUGUCAAAUAUGCAUUUAAAUGCCUUGCUUCUCUGACGUUUCAGUUGAGAUGUGCUACAUGUGACUUUGAAGCAUAAUAGCACAUUGUCCUAAGCUGAUGGGGUUAGACAGUGUUUGAUCUCUUCAGCUGAACAAAUGUAUUGUUUCAAUGCUAAGGAAAAAGACCUUUUAAAUAGGAGAAUUGGUUUUAUACAUUUUUAAAGAGAAACUAGGAUAUAGCUCCAACACAGGGCCACCAAGAUGAUCAGGGUGUCUGGAACAUCUUUCAUACGAGGAAAGGCUGCACGAACUGGGGCUGCUUAGUCUCGAGAAGAGGAGACUGAGGGGGGGUUCUCAUUAAUAUUUACAAAUAUCUAAAUGGUGGGUGUCAAUGGAAUGAAGCUGGAACAGAAAAGGUUCCAUUUAAACAUAAGGAGAAACUAUUUCCCUGUUGAGGUGAGGGAGCCCUGGCACAGGCUGCCCAGGGAGGAUGUGGAGGCUCCUUCCUUGGAGGUCUUCAAGACCCCCCUGGAUGUGUUCCUAUGUGACCUGAUCUAGGUGACCCUGCUUCUGCAGGGGGGGGUGGACUAGGUAAUCUCUAAAGGUCCCUUCCAACCUUACCAUUCUAUGAUCUCUAGAGGUCCCUUCCAACCCUUACCAUUCUAUGAUUGUAUGAUAGCUGUGGUUUCUUUUUCCCUUCAGAUUCACAGCAGUAUGAUGUUGAGUAGUGUUUCCUCAGGCUGAGGUUUGAAUGCAUCAGGGAGGGUAGAUUCUGUGGUAUUGUUAAGCCCCUUAAAAGCCAGUUAUUUUAACUAAACAGGGUGUGUAUAAGUUUACUUUUAAGUUUGGGGUUUUUGUUUGUUUAAUAUCUGAGAAUUAAGAUCCUUAAAGUACGUGUGUUCUAAUGACAGUUUUGGAAACAUUGUGUCUGUUGACCUGUUGAUGUUCAUGAAAAGUCAAGGUGGUGUACCUGAAAGUGUGAAUGAGAGAGACUCUCUGCAGUAUUUAGUGUCCAGUUGUACUGGCUCCGAAGAACAGCAGCGUCGCAAUGCCCCCUCCUGCUGAUAUAGUGAAGGUGGCGAUCGAAUGGCCAGGUGCCUUCCCCAAAUUAAUGGAAAUAGAUCAAAAAAAGCCACUGUCCUCAAUAAUAAAAGAAGUCUGCGAUGGGUGGUCUCUUGCAAAUCACGAUCAAUUUGCACUGCAGCAUGCUGAUAGUUCUAAUUUCUACAUCACAGAGAAGAAUCGUAAUGAAAUAAAAAAUGGAGCGAUCCUUCGAUUAACAAUAUCUCCAACUCAAAACGCACAGCAGCUCCAUGAGAGGAUCCAGUCUUCUAGUAUGGAUGCAAAGUUAGAAGCACUGAAAGACUUAGCCAACUACUCACGGGAUGUUACGUUUGCCCAAGAAUUUAUAAACCUAGAUGGCAUUUCCCUCCUAACACAAAUGGUUGAAAGUGGCACAGAACGAUAUCAGAAAUUGCAGAAGAUAAUGAAGCCCUGCUUUGGAGAUAUGUUGUCCUUUACACUGACUGCAUUUGUUGAGCUGAUGGAUCAUGGGAUUGUAUCGUGGGAUACAUUCUCUGUGGCAUUCAUUAAAAAGAUAGCGAGCUAUGUGAACAAAUUUGCCUCGGACAUCUCAAUCUUGCAACGGUCACUGGCAAUCCUGGAAUCAAUGGUGCUCAAUAGCCACGACCUGUACCAGAAGGUGGCACAGGAGAUCACAAUUGGGCAGCUAAUCCCACAUCUGCAGGGGACAGACCAAGAAAUCCAAACAUACACCAUUGCAGUAAUAAAUGCACUUUUCCUUAAAGCACCAGAUGACAAGAGGCAGGAAAUGGCAAACAUUUUGGCACAAAAGCAGCUUCGCUCCAUCAUCUUAAGUCAUGUUAUCAGGGCACAGAGAGCCAUAAAUAAUGAAAUGGCACACCAGCUUUAUGUUCUGCAAGUACUUACCUUUAACCUUCUGGAAGACAGAAUGAUGACCAAAAUGGAUCCACAGGAUCAGGCUCAACGGGAUAUCAUAUUUGAACUCCGGAGGAUUGCAUUUGAUGCAGAAUCUGAACCUAACAACAGUAGCGGCAGCAUUGAGAAACGCAAAUCAAUGUAUACGCGAGACUAUAAAAAACUUGGAUUUAUUAACCAUGUCAACCCAGCAAUGGAUUUUACACAGACCCCUCCAGGAAUGCUCGCCCUAGACAACAUGCUGUACUUUGCUAAACAUCACCAGGAUGCUUAUAUACGGAUUGUUCUGGAGAACAGCAGUCGAGAAGACAAGCAUGAGUGCCCAUUUGGCCGAAGUAGCAUUGAGCUGACAAAGAUGCUGUGUGAGAUACUGAAAGUAGGAGAGCUGCCCAGUGAGACCUGCAACGAUUUCCAUCCCAUGUUCUUCACCCAUGACAGAUCGUUUGAGGAGUUCUUCUGUAUCUGCAUUCAGCUCUUGAACAAGACGUGGAAGGAAAUGAGGGCGACUUCAGAGGACUUUAACAAGGUAAUGCAGGUAGUGAAAGAACAGAUAAUGAGAGCGCUCACUACCAAGCCUAGCUCUCUGGAUCAGUUCAAGAGCAAACUUCAGAAUCUGAGUUACACAGAAAUACUGAAAAUACGCCAGUCUGAAAGAAUGAACCAGGAAGAUUUCCAGUCUCGUCCGAUUCUGGAACUAAAAGAGAAGAUUCAGCCUGAGAUCUUAGAACUGAUCAAGCAGCAACGUCUCAAUCGACUUGUGGAGGGCACCUGCUUUAGGAAACUGAACAGUCGGCGUCGGCAAGACAAAUUUUGGUAUUGUCGUCUUUCACCUAAUCACAAGGUCUUGCACUACGGGGACUUGGAAGAAAGUCCCCAGGGAGAGGUCCCCCACGAUUCCCUGCAAGAUAAACUGCCAGUGGCAGAUAUAAAAGCUGUUGUGACUGGGAAAGACUGCCCUCACAUGAAGGAGAAAGGAGCUCUUAAACAAAACAAGGAGGUGCUCGAGCUUGCUUUCUCUAUAUUGUAUGACUCCAGUGGCCAGUUGAAUUUCAUUGCUCCAGACAAGCAUGAGUAUUGUGUAUGGACCGACGGGCUGAACGCCCUCCUGGGGAAGGAUAUGUUGAGUGAUCUAACACGGAACGACUUGGACACACUGCUGAGCAUGGAGAUCAAGCUACGCCUCCUUGACUUGGAAAACAUACAGAUCCCAGACGCUCCCCCACCUAUCCCAAAGGAGCCCAGCAACUACGACUUUGUUUAUGACUGUAACUGAGGCUGCCACUGAACCUUGCUUUGAAACUGGAAAUAUUAUAACUGGAGAGAUAUUAAAAAAAAAAAAAGAGAGAGAAAAACAGAAACAAAACAGAAGGGUGUGAGGAAAAAAAAAAGAAACCCACUUGUGCACCUUGGAUUUUGGCUUUGGGGAGGGAUGUAAAAAACCUUGCAUUCCUCCCUGUUCCCUGCAUCCCUUCCUUCCCCAUUCCCAUCUUCCCCAUUGCUCAUCCAAAUCCUCAUUGCUUUAAUUAACUUGUAAUUGCAGGCCGUUGGCCUCGCUCUAGGCAAAGACUUGCCACUAAGAAGCACCCUCCCGAGGACUUUUUUUACAUUUUUAAUACUGGAAUAGACAUUCUUAACUAAAGGACCACACUAUCAAACUGCAUGCCUGUGAAAGCCACGUGGCAGGGCAGAGGCUUUAACUGGAAGGAGGAGGGGAGGGAGGGAGCAGAAGCAGCUACUGUAAGCAGAAGAUUUCCCCAGACACUCCCAAGAGUCUGCUCACAACUGAAUCCGAUGCGAUGACGAAAACCGUUAAACUGCUCCCCAGUGCUCGCGCCAUCCAUCACUGCCAUUGCUCUUCCCACCGUCAUCUCAGCUCUUGCCACCAGCCUUCACCCAGCUGAUCGGCCCCCCGGAGGGAAAGUCUGCAGGUUUUUGCUGUACCAUACGCUGCAACAGCUUCUUUAUAACUUCUUUUCCUCCCAGCCCUUGAGUAGCCCCACGCUCCGCAGAUCACUCGCACCAGCUCCGUGUGAAGCCACUAGUGUGUCCCGUCCCUGUAGCGUUCCCUAAGCCUCCGUUGCCUCUUAAAAUUGGCUGUGUUGCUAUUCAAAGUGGUUUUUAUUUCCUUGGUCCAAAGUUCAACAGUAAUUUCCACGAAGCGAUUCCAGCUGCCAGCACCCGGGUUUCCGUUGUUGCCGUUGCUGCAGUGUUAGAAAUCCACAAGGGAUUCUUCCUUUUUUUUUGUACGGGUUCUAAUUUCUUUUGUAUUUUAUUUUGCCAAACAAAUAUAUUUAAUGAAAGCUGAUUUCAUUGUGAGUACUUUUGGGGGGAACGAUAUUUUUACUUAAUUUCCAUUUGGAACGUUUGCCCUGAAGGGGAGGUGGGGGAAAAAAAAAAUGAACUAGUAUUUCCCUUCAACUUCACUGUUGAAUAAAAAUCUUGAGUUGUGAUGAUUCUUGGAA